UUCGUUUUAAUUCUCUCUAUUCAACACAUGAAAAGAAGCUCUGAAAACGUAACCUUAAUUCGAUCAUAAAACAAGAUACUCGAUAUAUUCAAAAAUGUCAGAAAGCAUCUCAGAUUCUGAUUCUGCCAUGCUUGAAUUUGUUCGAAAAUACCUUCUUGAAGAUCCCGACAUCUCGAGUCCUCCACCGGUGCCACACGCUCCUUCCGACAAACCACAUUUCAGCCGGAGUUCAAGCUUCACAAGCCCUUUUUCAUUCGAAAAAUCCGUGGAACCAUCGUUUUGUGUCGACUCGUUUGUCGAUUCACUUACUUCUGUUAUAAGUUCAUGCAAAUCAUCAGGAGCAUUUAGCCCUAGCAGUAAUAGCAUUAUUAAUCCAUUUUUUCAAGAUAAUUGUCUAAUGAGUUCAUGCAGUGAGUCGACUCAGGGUCAGAGCCUGAGUCCAAGCUACACUCAAUCCCAUUCUUCACUAAAUCUUUGUCCAGACACAUCAAAUGUGUUCCAACUCACAAACUGGGAAGGUGGACCAUCACUUCACAGCCCGAGUUCCCCAGUUUCGGCUGAAACGGCGCAGUUUAAGGUCGACUUUUCGCUUGGAAAGGUCGAAAAGAUGCAGAAAAAUGAACAAAGAAGUAAAGAUUGGAGACGCUUUAGAGGCGUAAGGCGACGUCCAUGGGGAAAGUUUGCAGCCGAGAUAAAGAACCCGUCGAAGAAAGGGGCUCGAAUUUGGCUUGGAACGUUCUCCACACCCGAAGAAGCCGCAUUGGCUUACGAUCAAGCAGCUUUCAAGAUUCGCGGUUCGCGAGCCAUGGUUAACUUUCCUCAUUUGAUUGGGGCAAAAACAGUAAAACCUUUAUGUUCCUUGUCACAAGUAGCCUUGGAAUGUAAGUUGAAAAGCAAAGGCUUCCAAACAAAAACUGAAGAGUGACUCAUUUCCUCUAUCUCAUGUAGUUCCAAAACAAUAAGGACUUUGUAUCAUAGGUUAAUCUCUUUUGCAUGUCUUGUUUCUCAAACAUUUAAGUGGAAAUCAAUACAAGAGUUUGAGAUUAAAAGUUGAAGACUUGUACAGAUUUUUAUA
Molecule: messenger RNA, 1075 nt
Organism: Helianthus annuus (common sunflower)
Lineage: Eukaryota; Viridiplantae; Streptophyta; Magnoliopsida; Asterales; Asteraceae
Product: ethylene-responsive transcription factor ERF104
Exons: 1
Coding region: 95-925 (276 amino acids)
Biological process (GO): regulation of DNA-templated transcription; ethylene-activated signaling pathway
Molecular function (GO): DNA binding; DNA-binding transcription factor activity
Source: RefSeq, a predicted model, not a curated record